GCUCCGGGCGGCCAUCUUGAGAGCGGGCUCUGCUGCCCGCGUCCAAGAUGGCGGAGGGCGCCUCGGCGUCGUCGCGCCGGAGCUGCGCCAGGUUGUCCACCGGCGGCCGCCUCAGCCGCGCGACGCCAUGAGCGGCUGGGCCCUGCUGCGCCUCCUGGGCCGGGGGUGCCGCCUCCGCCCCACGGCUCCCCGCGCCGCCCUCGCCCCCCUGCGCAGCGCCCGGUCCGGGCCGCCCAGCCGAGUCCUGCCGAGCUUUCUGUCACGAAGGUUUUCCCCUGAAUUUGAAGGGCUAUCUCCAGCCAUAGUAGAAAAGCAUUUAUUGCCAGCCCAGCUCUGGAAGCUUUUGGGCAGCACAUUCUAUUUUUCUACUUCUGGUUCCUGUCGCAAUGGCAAAAGUGGUGAAGGGUCCAAAGGAAAAUCCCCAGAGGAAGAUGAGGAGGAAAAGAAGCGCCGGGAGAGGGAAGACCAGAUGUACCGGGAACGGCUGAGGACCCUCCUCCUGAUCGCCAUCAUCAUGAGUUUGCUGAACUCCUUGAGCACCAGCGGAGGCAACAUCUCCUGGAAUGACUUUGUGAACGAGAUGCUGGCGAAAGGGGAGGUGCAGCGGAUUCAGGUGGUCCCAGAGAGUGACAUUGUGGAAAUCUACUUGCACCCCGGGGCAGUUGUCUUUGGACGGCCUAGGCUGGCCCUGAUGUACAGAAUGCAGGUGGCCAACAUUGACAAGUUUGAAGAGAAACUGCGAGCAGCAGAGGAGGAGCUGAACAUCAGUGUGAAGGACAGGAUCCCCGUCUCCUACAAGCGCACUGGCUUCUUUGGAAAUGCUCUCUACGCUCUGGGGAUGGCAGCCGUGGGAGUCGGCAUCCUCUGGUACAUCUUUCGCUUGGCCGGGAUGGCUGGAAGGGAAGGGGGCUUCAGUGCCUUCAAUCAGCUGAAAAUGGCCCGCUUCACCAUUGUGGACAGCAAGUCUGGGAAAGGAAUCAGCUUCAAGGAUGUAGCAGGACUGCACGAGGCCAAAAUGGAGGUCAAGGAAUUUGUGGAUUAUUUGAAGAGCCCUGAGCACUAUUUGCAGCUGGGAGCCAAGGUGCCCAAGGGGGCACUCCUGCUCGGCCCGCCAGGCUGCGGCAAGACCCUGCUGGCCAAAGCGGUGGCGACGGAGGCGCAGGUGCCUUUCCUGGCAAUGGCUGGCUCGGAGUUUGUAGAGGUGAUCGGAGGCCUCGGAGCUGCCCGCGUUCGGAGCCUCUUCAAGGAAGCCCGGGCCCGAGCCCCCUGCAUUGUCUACAUUGAUGAAAUAGAUGCCGUGGGGAAGAAGCGCUCCACCAACAUGGCUGGCUUUUCCAACACCGAGGAAGAGCAGACCUUAAACCAACUGCUGGUGGAAAUGGACGGCAUGGGGACCACUGACCACGUUAUCGUGCUGGCCUCCACCAACCGAGCAGAUAUCUUGGAUAACGCUCUCAUGAGACCCGGGCGGCUCGAUCGUCACAUUUUUAUUGACCUGCCCACCCUGCAGGAGAGGAGGGAGAUCUUUGAGCAGCACCUGAAAGGCCUGAAGUUAUCCCAGCUUGGCAGCUUCUACUCCCAGCGGCUGGCUGAACUGACUCCAGGCUUCAGCGGAGCUGACAUUGCCAACAUCUGCAACGAGGCUGCUCUUCAUGCUGCAAGAGAAGGACAUAAGUCCAUUGACACCUUUAACUUUGAAUAUGCUGUGGAAAGAGUCAUCGCUGGAACUGCCAAGAAAAGCAAGAUCCUGUCCCAGGAGGAGCGGAGGGUUGUGGCGUUCCAUGAGUCUGGGCAUGCCCUCGUAGGCUGGCUUCUGGAACACACCGAGGCGGUGAUGAAGGUCUCCAUAGCCCCUCGCACCAACGCUGCCCUGGGCUUUGCUCAGAUCCUGCCUAAGGACCAGUAUCUCUUCACCAAGGACCAGCUCUUCGAGCGGAUGUGCAUGGCCUUGGGAGGGAGGGUGUCCGAGGCCAUCACGUUCAACAAAGUGACCACAGGAGCACAAGAUGACCUGAGGAAAGUAACCAAGAUCGCCUACUCGAUGGUGAAGCAAUACGGGAUGGCGCCCAACGUCGGCCACCUUUCCUUUCCGGUCCAGGAAAAUACUGCCGGGAUUGGGCGGCGCCCCUUCAGCCACGGACUCCAGCAGAUCAUGGACCAUGAAGCAAAAGUGCUGGUGGCCCAGGCCUACAGGCGCACAGAAACGCUGCUUCUGGACAACAGGGACAAGCUGAAGGCGCUGGCUGAUGCCCUCCUGGAGAGGGAAGUGAUCAACUAUGAUGACAUCGAAGCCCUGAUUGGGCCUCCUCCCCAUGGGCCUAAGAAAAUGAUCGCCCCUCAGAGCUGGAUUGAAGCCGAGAGAGACAAACAGGAUGUGGGGGACGAAGAGCCCCCCCAGCAGCCCCCCAGGCAACGGGAAGAAGAGGAGGAGCCCAACCUGAGACCUGUUUGAAGCCACGUCAUGGCGAGGAGUAGGGGAAGAGUCUGUCAGCUUCUCAUCUGAACCAGGCUUGCUAGGAGAGGUUCUCCUCCCUUGCGCUUAAUGUGUGGACCUCUCUGCUCGGGUUUCUGGGGUGGCUUUCGCUGCUCUGGGAAUGAGUCGUGACAAUGGGUAUGAUGUCAAGCAGACAUCCUUGGGUCACUUGUGGGAGCCAGCUCCCUUCCCCAUGGCCUCCUGCCAAGGCUUCGAUCAGCCGCUGCCAUGCUCUGCCUCUGAACAUGUCGCCCGCUCAGGAGCCCUCAGUCUGUACCACAGACAUGAAUUGGCUGGCAGAGUUCUUCAGCGCUCAGGAAUAUCCAAGUACACGGGGCCUUUUCUGAUGAGAGUAGUUGGCCCGUGCCUAUGCUAAGGGCGGUGCGGAAUCCGAGUUCCUUGAGAACGCCAUAUGGCCUCUGGCCACAAAUGUUACAAGAAGGCAAAGACCAAGUCAAGUGGCUUUAAGAACGAGGGAGCACCUACAAGUCUUUGUUCAGAAUAUGCUUUUAGGGCAAAUAUUUGUCCAGAACUGCUGGAAGCAGAGGAGGAGGAAUGGGUUGAUCAUCACUAAGCAAAUGAGCGGGUGGGGGGGGGGGUGAGAGAGUGAGAAAGAGAUCAGCCAGUUCCAUUUGCACCCUCUCUUUAAAUGUGGGUUACUUCCCCGAGGAUUGUCUUUAUCCUGGAAGGAGCCUCUGCCAUGUUUUGGUCCUGCCAACGUUACAUUGCAGUUCUCUGGCCUUCUUCUCUUUCAGAGCCCUCAGGAUCAUAAGUACAAGUAUAAAACCAGUGGCCCUUGGCAAAUAGUCAUCAGUGAUCUGUAGCUACCACCUAGUGGUCUGUUCAGAACCUACAUGGAAUAGUAUUUUCCAGUCUAGCUGCCUCUGAGAAGUUCCCAAGUCUCUGCUGCUGUUCUCCCCAAAAGGGGAACCAAAUCCACCCACAAGAUAUUUCUGGAGUUACUCAACAUUCACCAGACCCCUCAGCUGUGUGGUAGCCUCAUCUUCAGAUAGCUUCAGGGGCAAGGAAGCCUUGGGUUCUAACUGUCAAUGUGUGUUUAUCUUGGAGGUUUGGAUGAUGUACAAGAAAAUAAAGUUUGGGAUUUAU
Molecule: messenger RNA, 3580 nt
Organism: Sphaerodactylus townsendi
Lineage: Eukaryota; Metazoa; Chordata; Lepidosauria; Squamata; Sphaerodactylidae
Gene: SPG7
Product: SPG7 matrix AAA peptidase subunit, paraplegin
Exons: 17
Coding region: 128-2452 (774 amino acids)
Biological process (GO): mitochondrial protein processing; protein-containing complex assembly
Cellular component (GO): m-AAA complex; membrane
Molecular function (GO): metalloendopeptidase activity; ATP binding; ATP hydrolysis activity
Source: RefSeq, a predicted model, not a curated record